Hydatigera taeniaeformis is the source of this 285-nucleotide messenger RNA. The record is from the annotation of a GenBank genome assembly. Lineage: Eukaryota; Metazoa; Platyhelminthes; Cestoda; Cyclophyllidea; Taeniidae.
AUGGCUCGCCCAACAGGCAAACAUGCGUGUCUACCGGGUUGGCUGCCCACCCUCCUCGGGUGCUUUCUCCUCUUUGCCUGCUGGAUGUCAAACUGCACCCUUCUGGGCGGCGUCUUCCAAGUCAUGGCAGAUCCGGGUGUAGUGCGUGUCGCCUACUACUUCGUCGGAUCACAAACUGUCGCUGCCCUCAUCUAUGCCACGCUAAACCUCCCUCCGGGCUUGCUUAUUCUCCUUUUUGGUCAGUUGGCUCCUUUUCAUCUCUUCUUUUCUCUUCCCACUUUGUGA